Molecule: messenger RNA, 1041 nt
Organism: Adineta steineri
Lineage: Eukaryota; Metazoa; Rotifera; Eurotatoria; Adinetida; Adinetidae
Source: the annotation of a GenBank genome assembly
AUGGCAACGACAACAUGUGGUUAUGAAGCAAUAUAUAGUGGAAAACUUCUUUUAUUCUAUGUUAAUCGUGAGGGUUUACCUUUAUCGGAACGAUGUAAUGAACGUAUGUGGACUUUCUGUAUGGAACAAUAUCCGAAAAAUGUAUUGGAAAUAAAAACAGUACGUGAUCGAAUUACUGAUUAUCCUAAAAUAACAUACAUCGAUCCACCAUAUCAUCUUGCAACAAAUACACGUUUAACUGUUCAAGAAAAAUUACAACAAAUUCAAACUUAUAUUCAACGUCUUGAAUACAAUUAUACUGGUAUGCAAUUUUUUGAUAUUAAUACCAAACGUCCAAUAUCUGGAUUAAUGGAUUCUGCUAGACAUAUGAUGACAGAAGCAUUACCAAUAAAAUGUUUAGAAGCAUUUUUAAUUGCUGUUUAUUUGACAACUGGUAUUACGGGUCUUGAACGAUUUAAUAUAUCAUUUAAAACACGUUUUAAUUCAAUUACAUAUCGUCAUAUUGUUCUUGGUAUUAGAUACAAUCAAACAUAUGGUGCAUUAGGUUUAAGUCGUCGUACUGAUCUUGCAUAUAAACCAUUAGAUGGUAAAUAUGAUCGUUUAUCAGCUUUAAUCGAUGAUUAUUUACGUGCAUAUAAAAACUAUGGUCAUACUGUUUUACGUAUUAAAAUUGGUUUACCAAUAGUACAUGAUUUAAAAUCUUUUUUAACAAUUAACUGGAAAGCAAUUGUUAUUCUACCAAAUAAAACAGAUAAAAUUGAUUAUGAACGUGAAUUAGAUAAAAUUGUUCGUAUAUGGAGACAAAUGAAUAUGUAUUUACCGUAUCGAACUACUAUUCCACCAGCAUCAUUAGUACAACCUACAAGUACAGUAAUUACGACAGCAUCAUUACCCAAUCGUUUACAAUCGAUAUCAAUUCGACAAAAUCGUGAAAUAUCAUCAAAUUGUCGUCCAACAGUUAUUAAUAAAAUACCCAUAACAACAAAUAAUACUCAUACAACUGCUAAAGAUCAAUCUAUUGCUUAUGCGAUUCGAGUUUAG